Molecule: messenger RNA, 1128 nt
Organism: Colletotrichum karsti
Lineage: Eukaryota; Fungi; Ascomycota; Sordariomycetes; Glomerellales; Glomerellaceae
Exons: 2
Source: RefSeq, a predicted model, not a curated record
CUGAAGACAUCCGAACUCCUCCUUAACAAGAACAUCAAGGUCCUCUCAUCAACACACGUCGCCAUGCUAGAAAUUCAUUGCUCCGGAACUCCCUAUGAGAUUGGCCGAAAACAUGGCUUGGAGGCCCGAGACCGUGUUCACGGCUCUUUGGCCUUCUACGGCGGUCUCUUCAAGACGACCUGCAACUUGGACUGGCCAAGCGUGUGCGAGGAAGCAUCGAAGUACGUGGCAACGUUGGAACGGUUGUGCCCGAAGUACUUUGGGGAGAUUCGAGGGAUCGCCGAGGGUGCCGAGGUUGGACUACUGGACGUUGUCGCUCUCAACGUGAGAACCGAGAUCAACUUUGGGCUCUUCACCAAGCAACCUUCGCUGCCUAUCCAGAGCGAUGGCUGCACCAGCUUGGCUGUGAGGACGACAAAGGAGGGGUCGUGGCUGGCUCAGAACUGGGAUUGGAUGGUUGAGCAGAGUCCGAAUCUCAUCGCUUGCCACAUCGCGCAAGAUGGGCUACCCAAGAUAUCCAUGAUCACCGAGGCAGGUAUCAUUGGUAAGAUUGGCUUUAACAGCGCCGGGGUAGGUGUGUGUCUCAACGCGAUCCGGGCUUACGGCGUUGACCACACAAAACUCCCAAUUCACCUCGCCCUACGCACCGUCCUGGAGUCCGGUUCUAAAGAAGAGGGAAUCGACCGGCUCACCAAGACGGGUGUGGCCGGAAGUGGGCACAUUCUUGUAGCAGACUCGACCGGAGGGACAGGACUCGAAUGCACAAGCAAGGGCAUCUUGAAAAUCCCCAUGGAUAGCCAGGGCCUGGUUGUCCACUCGAACCACUUGCUCUUGGAACAUCCCGGUGUGGUCGAGCCACCGUGGCUUCAGGACUCUCGCGAAAGAGUUGUUAGGCUGAGGGAACUUGCCGAGAAGCACCUCUCAGAGGGAAACGAUGUCAACACGCCUGAAUUGUUUGAUCUGUUCAAAGAUCAAAAGGGUUACCCAGGAGCCAUCAACCGACACCAAGUACAAGACUGCAAGACGCAGACAUUGUUCAAUAUUAUCAUGCAUCUGCCAGAAAAGCGAGCGACUGUCACAUUUGGCCGUCCGACGGAGGAUGGUGAGCAGAUACAGUUCAGCCUUUAG